GGCAGCGCAGCGUUGGACUUGCCAAUGUUUGUGGUCGUCGGAGCGCAGUCAUCAGGCAAGUCGAGCGUGCUGGAUAACGUGAUUGGCCGCUCGUUCCUGCCUCGCGGGUCGGGCACGGUGACUCGCCGCCCACUCGUGCUGAUGAUGCAGCACCACGCGAGCGAAGAGUAUGGCGAGUUCAACCACCUCCCGGGUCAGCGCCUCACGACCGACGCGCAGAUAUGCUCGGCGAUCGAGAAGGCGACGAUCGAUGAGUGCGGAGAAAAGGGCUUCUCUUCGAGGCCAAUUUACCUCCACUACUAUUCGCCUACCGUGCCCGACCUCACUUUGGUCGACCUUCCGGGCCUCAUCAAAGCACACGCCGCGGAUAUGGACCCGAGCGCUCCUCACAUCAUCAAGACCAUGGUGCUGGAGUUUGCCCAGGCACCAGCCGCCAUCCUGCUGGCCGUGACGCCGGCGCACAGCGACCUCGUCACCUCGGACGCGAUCCAGCUGGCGAGAGAGGUCGACCCCGACGGGCAGCGCACCCUCGGUGUGCUCACCAAGCUUGACUUGAUGGACGAAGGGACCGACUGCUCGACUGCACUCCUCGGGGAGGACCCUCGCGCACCCAAGCUGCGCCUCGGCUACGUGGGGGUCGUCAACCGCGGCCAAAAGGACAUCAACAACGGCGUCGACCUCACGGCCGCACGCGCGCGCGAGCGCACCUUCUUCAAGGAGCACGGCGUGUACGGCCGCCCCGCGAUGAGCGGCGCGCGCCUCGGCACGGAGGCGCUGGUUGCGACCUCGUCGGCGCUGCUGGUGGAGCACAUCGAGCGCUCCCUGCCCAAGCUCAAAAGUCAGAUCGCGGCGCGGCUCGAGGCGUCCGAGGGUGAGCUCGCG
Messenger RNA from Emiliania huxleyi CCMP1516, 882 nucleotides. RefSeq lists its product as hypothetical. The record is from RefSeq and is a predicted model, not a curated record. The annotation marks the transcript as partial. The transcript has a single exon. NCBI's taxonomy places the organism in Eukaryota, Haptophyta, Isochrysidales, Noelaerhabdaceae. Gene Ontology annotation, cellular component: membrane; microtubule; cytoplasm. Gene Ontology annotation, molecular function: microtubule binding; GTPase activity; GTP binding.